Molecule: messenger RNA, 2685 nt
Organism: Lycium barbarum (goji berry)
Lineage: Eukaryota; Viridiplantae; Streptophyta; Magnoliopsida; Solanales; Solanaceae
Product: polygalacturonate 4-alpha-galacturonosyltransferase
Exons: 11
Coding region: 272-2350 (692 amino acids)
Molecular function (GO): polygalacturonate 4-alpha-galacturonosyltransferase activity
Source: RefSeq, a predicted model, not a curated record
CAGAAAAAAAAAUAAAAAUUGAAAGAGAGAGAGAGAACAGAAGACAUUACAACAACAGAAAAAGCAAAAAGAAUUUUACAUUUUUUUUUUUGUAAUUUCAAACUGGAAUAUCUCAGAUCUCUUUCUUCAUAUUCUCAUCUUCUUUCAUUCAUCAGACCAUUAUUCUCUAAUCACAUUGUGAUAUCAGUAAUCAGCCAAAUAUAUCCACUCUUUUCUUUUAGGGGUAAUGAAGUUGUGCUAGCAAGAGAAGUAUCUUGAAAGUACCUAUGAAAUGGCAUUGAAGAGGGGAUCAUCAGGUUUAGGCAGCCAAAGGAACAGAAGCACUGGAUCUAGCUUCCCUAUUGUCAUUCUCAUCUUCUGUUCUUUCCUUGCUCCCUUGAUUUUCUUUGUUGGACGCGGUCUCUACACCUCUACUUCAAUUGAUCAUAAUGAUUCUUCAACCACUUCAAGUAAACAGGGUCUAGAUUGGAGGGAGAGGCUUGCUCUGCAGCAAAUUAAACCUUUGUUAACAAAAGAGGUGAUUGAUGUCAUCAAAGCCAGUACAGAGGAUUUAGGACCUCUCAGUCUUGAUUCUUUUAGAAAGAACAAUUUGUCUGCCUCGUGGAAAUUUGUUGGGCAAGAAAUUGAAGCCAAGAAAAGUGCAACUGAUGCAGAGGUCUGGGUUAAAGUAAAUAAGCCAAAUCAGAUAGCCGCUGCAGAUUCCAAACCAAAAAUCACCAGAGGCAAACGCGAUGGUCCUGUUGAUGGGGAUCAUUCCCAAUUUCUAGAUUCACCCGCUAAGUUGGCCAGAAGGCAAUUGCGAGAGAGAAGACGUGAAAAGCGUGCUGCUGAUUUACUGAAACGAGAUGAUGAUGUGACUGUGAAGCUUGAAAACGCUGCCAUCGAGCGCUCGAAGUCAGUUGACUCUUCUGUGUUGGGGAAGUACAGCAUAUGGAGGAAAGAAAAUGACAAUGAGAACACUGAUUCAACAGUACGCUUGAUGCGAGAUCAAAUGAUUAUGGCAAGAGUGUACAUAAGCAUUGCAACAACGAAGAAAAAGCCGGACUUGGCCCAUGAGUUACAGACUCGGCUUAAAGAAAGUCAGCGUGCGUUAGGUGAUGCAGGCUCUGAUGCUGAUUUAACACGCAGUGCACAUGAGAAAAUGAAAGCUAUGGGCCAAGUGCUAUCUAAAGCUAGAGAGCAGCUCUAUGACUGCAAGCUUGUGACUACAAAACUGAGAGCAAUGCUGCAAUCUGCAGAUGAGCAAGUCAGAAGUUUGAAGAGGCAGAGCACUUUCUUGAGCCAAUUAGCUGCAAAGACUAUACCGAAUGGGAUUCACUGCUUGUCCAUGCGUUUGACUAUUGAUUAUUACCUUCUUCCUCCUGAAAAAAGAAAGUUCCCAAGAAGUGAGAAUCUGGAAAAUCCUGAUCUUUUCCAUUAUGCCCUAUUUUCCGAUAACGUUUUGGCUGCUUCAGUCGUUGUCAACUCAACUAUUGUGAAUGCUAAGGAACCAGAGAAACAUGUAUUUCAUCUAGUCAGUGAUAAAUUGAACUUUGCAGCUAUGAACAUGUGGUUUUUGUUGAACCCUCCUGGAAAAGCGACAAUCCAUGUUGAAAAUGUUGAUGAGUUCAGGUGGCUUAAUUCUUCAUAUUGUCCUGUUUUGCGGCAGCUAGAAUCUGCUGCUAUGAAGGAGUACUAUUUCAAGGCAGCUCAUCCCAACACCCUAUCUGCUGGUUCUUCUAAUUUGAAGUACCGGAACCCCAAAUAUCUUUCAAUGCUCAAUCACCUUAGGUUUUAUCUCCCCCAGGUUUAUCCAAAGUUGAAUAAAAUCCUUUUUCUUGAUGAUGACAUUGUUGUUCAGAAAGACUUGACAGGAUUGUGGUCGGUUGACCUUCAUGGGAAAGUGAAUGGUGCAGUUGAAACCUGUGGUCAGAGUUUUCAUCGUUUUGACAAGUACCUAAACUUCUCAAAUCCCCAUAUUGCUAGAAACUUUGAUCCAAAUGCCUGUGGGUGGGCAUAUGGCAUGAACAUGUUUGAUCUUAAGGAGUGGAAGAAGAGAGAUAUAACGGGCAUUUAUCACAAGUGGCAAAACAUGAAUGAAGACAGGGUCCUGUGGAAACUGGGGACUCUACCUCCAGGGCUGAUCACAUUUUACGGGCUCACACAUCCACUAGAGAAGUCGUGGCAUGUCCUAGGUUUGGGAUACAAUCCUAGCAUUGAUCGGGCAGAUAUCGAGAAUGCAGCUGUGGUACAUUACAAUGGUAACAUGAAACCAUGGCUGGAGUUGGCAAUGACAAAGUACAGGCCAUACUGGACCAAAUAUAUAAAGUUUGACCAUCCAUACAUGCGCAGCUGUAAACUAAGUGAAUGAAGGUUCAACGAAAGCAGCCGUACAGUUGAUCUACUCUUUUUAUCUUGCCUUCUGUGCGACAGACUGGUCACAUAUCUAUAAUCUGAUUGUGACAAAUGAGCUCUUCUAUACCGCAUUUUUCUUAGUCUUCUUCGUGCAAUGCCACCUAAUUCUUUAUUCUUCCCUGUGAGUCAAAUAUACUCAUUUUUCAGUUUCCGCUCUCUGUACCAAGUCCCCUCUGCUUGGACCUAUGCUCAAUUAUUUGGGUAAGAAAGUGUUAGUAAUUUUAUUAACUCCAGUGUAUUCUUUGAACAGAAACUAACUUUUAUUCUAGAAUUAAAUCUGAGUUUUAACCA